Orycteropus afer afer is the source of this 7356-nucleotide messenger RNA. It is a transcript of the gene IGF2R, whose product is annotated as insulin like growth factor 2 receptor. The record is from RefSeq and is a predicted model, not a curated record. Gene Ontology annotation, cellular component: trans-Golgi network. Lineage: Eukaryota; Metazoa; Chordata; Mammalia; Tubulidentata; Orycteropodidae. Bases 1 to 7356 code for a protein of 2451 amino acids. Gene Ontology annotation, molecular function: D-mannose binding; signaling receptor activity. Gene Ontology annotation, biological process: lysosomal transport. The transcript has 48 exons.
AUGAAGAAGCUGAGUUACACAUGGGAAGCUGUUGAUAUAAAAAAUAAAAUACUUUAUACAAUAAAUGUCUGUGGAAAUGGGGCCAUUUCCCAUUGUGGGCCGUCAAGUGCUAUUUGUAUGCACAAUUUGAAGACAAACAGCUAUCAUUCAGUGGGUGAUUCUCUUCUGAAAAGUGGAACCAGAUCUCUUCUGGAGUUUAACACAACAACCAAUUGUGAGCAGCCAAGCAAAAAUCACAAAGUCCAGAGUAGCAUCACCUUCCUGUGUGGGAAAACCCUGGGGACUCCUGAGUUUGUCACUGCAACAGAAUGCGUGCAUUACUUUGAGUGGAGGACCUCAGUGGCCUGCAAGAAAGAAACAUUUAAAGCCAGUAAAGAGGUGCCGUGCUAUGCAUUUGAUAAAGAGUUACAGAAGCAUGAUUUAAAUCCCUUGAUCAAGAGUAGCGGCGGUUAUCUGGUGGAUGACUCUGAUCCUGACACAUCUCUGUUCAUCAAUGUCUGUAGAGACAUAGAUUCGCUGCGGGAUUCCAGUCUGCAGCUGCGUGCUUGUCCCUCCGGUGCUGCCGCCUGCCUGGUGAAAGGGGACCAAGGGUUUGAUGUCGGCCAGCCAAAGGACGGGCUGAAGCUUGUGGGCAAGGACAGGCUGGUCCUGACUUAUGUGAAGGAAGAGGCAGCUAAGCCAGACUUCUGUGAUGGUCACAGCCCGGCAGUGACUGUUACCUUUGUGUGCCCAUCAGAGCGGAGAGAGGGCACCAUUCCUAAGCUGACUGCGAAAUCCAACUGCCGCUACGAGGUGGAGUGGGUCACCGAGUAUGCCUGCCACAGGGGUUAUUUGGAGAGUAAAACAUGUUCUCUCAACAGUGAGCAACAUGACGUCACCAUUGACCUGACGCCGCUCGCACGGAAUGGAUUGUCCUACUUCUUGUACAAUACCUCGGACGGAGACGAAUAUAAUUUUGUAUUGAAUGUGUGUCGAGACACCGAAGCCUACAUCUGCAAUACGAAAGGGGUUGCAGUUUGCCAAGUGAAGAAGGCUGAUAGCACUCGAAUGAAAGUGGCAGGAAGAUCCCAGAACCAAACCCUGCGAUACUCGGAUGCAGAUCUUACCUUAAUAUACUCUGGAGGUGAUGAGUGCAGCUCAGGCUUUCAGCGAAUGAGCGUCAUCAACUUUGAGUGCAACCAAACCGCCGGUAACCACGGAAAAGGAGUCCCUGUGUUCACGGGGGAGGUGGACUGCACCUACUUCUUCACAUGGGACACCAAGUAUGCCUGUGUCAAGGAGAAGGAGGACCUGUUGUGUGGUCUCAGUGACGGGAGGAGGCGGUACGACCUGUCCCCUCUGGCUCGACACUCAGAACGAGAACAGAAUUGGGAAGCCGUGGAUGGCAGCCAGGCAGACAUGGAAAAGAAGCAUUUUUUCAUUAAUGUCUGUCACCGAGUGCUACAGACGGGCCAGGCGAGAGGCUGCGCCGAGGACGCAGCUGUGUGCGCUGUGGAUAAGAAUGGAAGAAGUAAAAAUCUGGGAAGAUUUUUGUCUUCUCCCACAAAAGACAAAGGAAACGUUCAGCUCUGUUACUCAGACGGUGAUGCUUGUGGUCGUGGCAAGAAAAUAAAAACAAAUAUUACGUUUGUUUGUAAACCAGGUGAUUUUGAAAGUGCUCCAGUGCUGAGAAGUUUUGGGGACAGUGGUUGCUUCUACGAGUUUGAGUGGCACACGGCUGCUGCCUGCGUGCUGGCCAGGGCAGAGGGCGAGAACUGCACCGUGCUGGAUUCCCAGGCAGGGUUUUCUUUUGAUUUGUCACCUCUUGCAAAGACAAGUGGCUAUAAAGUUGAAACAGAGGAGUAUGACUUUUACAUAAAUGUGUGUGGCCCUGUGACUCUGAACUCUUGUGAGAACUCAGGAGCGUGUCAGGUUGCAAAAAGUGACAAGAAGGUUUGGAACCUGGGCCUGAGUAAUGCUAAGCUUUCGUAUUAUGACGGGAUGAUCCAGCUGAACUACAGGGAUGGCACCCCCUAUAAUAAUGCAAAGCAUACUCCGAGAUCGACACUCAUCACUUUCCUCUGUGACAGAGACGCUGGAGUGGGUGCCCCUGAGUAUCAGGAAGAAGACAACUCGACCUACAACUUCCGCUGGUACACCAACUACGCCUGCCCCGAGGAGCCCCUGGAGUGUGUUGUGACAGACCCCAUCACACUGGAGCAGUACGACCUUUCCAGUCUAGCAAAAUCCGAAGGCAGCCAUGGUGGAAACUGGUAUGCCAUGGAUAAUGCUGGUGCACGGGCCACCUGGAGGAAGUACUACAUCAAUGUGUGUCGGCCCCUGAACCCGGUGCCUGGCUGUGACCGCUUUGCCUCUGCGUGUGAGAUGAAAUACAAGCGUGAGCAGGGGUCAUCUUCUGAGAUCGUCUCCAUCAGUAACUUGGGCAUCGCGAGGGCAGGUCCCACAAUUGAAGACAGGGGCAGCCUCCUCCUGGAGUAUGUGAACGGCUCGGCCUGCAAGACCAGCGACGGCCAGCUGACCAACUACACCACACGGAUCCACCUCAUCUGUUCCCCGGGCAGCGUGAAUACCCAUCCCAUAUAUUCUCUCAGUUGGGAGUGUGUGGUCACUUUCCUGUGGAACACGGAGGCUGCCUGCCCUGUGCAGACAGCCACAGACACAGACCAGGCCUGCUCCGUAAAGGACCCUAACAGUGGGUUUGUGUUCAACCUUAACCCACUCAACAUGUCUCUGGGUUACGUGGUCUCGGGCAUCGGGAAGACCUUUUUGUUGAACAUCUGUGGAGCGAUGCCCAUCUGUGGGACCAUCGAGGGGAAGCCAGCCUUCGGCUGUGAGGCAGAAACCCAGACGGGAGACUUGGAGAACUUGGAGCCGGACCGCGUCGUUGGAGGCGAGAAGAGCCUCCAGCUGUCCACCGAGGGGUUCAUCACACUGACCUACAGGGGACUGCCCCACCCUGCCAAAGGCACCUCUGAUGCUUUCAUCAUCCGCUUUGUUUGUAACGACGAUGUUUACCCAGGAAUACCCAAAUUCCUGCAUCAGGAUAUCGACUCUGGGCUUGGGAUCCAUGACACGUUCUUUGAGUUUGAAACGGCUCUGGCCUGUGUGCCUUCUCCAGUGGAUUGCCAAGUCACCGAUGCCAUCGGGAACGAGUAUGACCUGAGUGCCUUGAGCACAGUAAGGAAGCCUUGGACCGCUGUGGACACCUCAGCCAGUGGCAAGAAGAGAACUUUCUAUCUGAGCGUUUGCAGCCCUCUCCCUUUUAUUCCGGGAUGCCACGGCAGUGCAAUGGGCUCGUGCUUAGUGUUAGAAGACAAAAGCUGGAACCUGGGGGUGGUGCAGAUUAGCCCCCAAGCCACAGUGAAUGGGUCCCUGAGCAUCGUGUACGUCAAUGGCGACAAGUGUGGUAACCAGCGGUACUCCACCAGGAUCAUGUUCGAAUGUGCUCAGACUUCGGGAUCCCCAAUGUUUCAGCUUUUAGAUGACUGUGAGUAUGUGUUUGUCUGGAGAACAGUGGAGGCCUGCCCGGUAGUUCGAGUGGAAGGGGACAGCUGUGAGGUGAGAGACCCCAGGCACGGCAAUGUCUAUGACCUGAAGCCGCUGGGUCUGAAUGACACGAUCGUGAGUGCUGGAGAGUACACGUACUACUUCCGCGUCUGUGGAAAGCUUUCCGCAGGAGUCUGUCCAACUCAAGACAGAUCCAUGGUUGUCUCAUCCUGUCAGGAGAAGCAGGGACCUCAUGGCUUUCACAAAGUGGCAGGUCUCCUUACUCAAAAAGUGACUUAUGAAAAUGGAUUGUUAAAAAUUAACUACACUGGGGGUGACAUUUGCCAUAACGUGUAUCAGCGUUCAACAACCAUCUUCUUCUACUGUGAUCGUGGCACCCAGAAGCCAGUGUUCCUGAGGGAGACGUCAGAUUGCUCAUACCUGUUUGAGUGGCGCACACAGCACGCCUGCCCACCCUUUGAAAUGACCGAGUGUUCAUUCAAAGAUGGUGCCGGCAACUCCUUUGACCUCUCCUCCCUGUCAAAGUACAGUGACAACUGGGAAGCAGUGACGAGUACGGGGGCCACAGAGCACUACCUCAUCAAUGUCUGCAAGUCCCUGGCCCCACAGCCUGGCACUGAGCCAUGCCCCCUGGAAGCAGCUGUCUGUCUGCAGAAUGGCUCCAAGGCUGUGAACCUCGGCCGGGUGAGGGACGGCCCUCAAUGGAGAGAUGACUCAAUUGUCCUGAAGUACGUGGAUGGGGACUUGUGUCCAGACCAGAUUCGGAAAAGGUCAACUACCAUCCGGUUAACCUGCAGCAAAAGCCAGGUGAAUUCCAGGCCCAUGUUCAUCAGCGCCGUGGAGGACUGCGAGUACACCUUCUCCUGGCCCACGCCUGCCGCUUGUCCUGUGAGGAGCAACGUGCAUGACAACUGCCAAGUUACCAACCCUGCCACAGGGCACCUGUUUGAUCUGACCUCUUUGAGUGGCAGAACUGGUUACACUGCUGCCUAUAGUGAGAAGGGCCUCGUCUACAUCAGCGUCUGUGGGGAGAAUGAAAACUGCUCUCCUGGCGUGGGUGCCUGCUUCGGCCAGACCAGAAUCAGUGUGGGCAAGGCCAACAAGAGGCUCACCUACGUGGAUCAGGUGCUGCAGCUGGUCUAUGAGGACGGCUCCCCUUGUCCUUCGAAGCUGGGCCUGAGUUACAAGAGCGUCAUCAGCUUCGUGUGCCGGCCGGAGACGGGCCCGACCAACCAGCCCAUGCUCAUCUCUCUGGACAAGCAGACCUGCACCCUCUUCUUCUCCUGGCACACGCCACUGGCCUGCGAGCAAGUGAUGGAGUGUUCGGUCAAGAACGGCAGCUCCAUCAUCGACUUGUCCCCACUGAUCCACCGCACGGGCGGCUAUGAAGCGUUUGACGAGAGCGAGGAUGACGGCUCUGACACCAACCCCGACUUCUACAUCAACAUCUGCCAGCCGCUGAACCCGAUCCACGGGGUGGCGUGUCCUGCCGGGGCAGCUGUGUGCAAAGUCCCUGUCGACGGGUCCCCCAUUGACAUUGGCCGAAUCACAGGCCCUCCAAUACUCAACCCCACAGCAAAUGAAGUUUACAUGAAUUUUGAAAGUACCACACCUUGUGCCGAGGACAAGCACUUCAACUACACCUCCCUCAUUGCUUUUCACUGUAAGAGAGGCGUGAGCAUGGGAACGCCCAAGCUGCUGAGGACCAGCGACUGUGACUUCGUGUUUGAGUGGGAGACCCCGCUCAUGUGUCCGGACAACGUGCAGACAGAGGGCUGCUCGCUGACCGACGAACAGCUCUACUACAGCUUCAACCUGUCCAGCCUGUCCACCAGCACCUUCAAGGUGACACGAGACUCCCGCACGUACAGUGUGGGUGUGUGCACCGCAGCCGCAGGCCUGGACGAGGGCGGCUGCAAGGACGGGGGCGUCUGCCUGCUCUCCAGCAGCAAGGGAGCCUCGUUUGGGCGGCUGGCCUCCAUGAGGCUGGACUACAGGCACCAGGACGAGGCCGUCAUCCUGAGCUACGUCAACGGUGACAGCUGCCCUCCAGAAACGGAAGAUGGGGACCCGUGUGUCUUCCCGUUCAUAUUCAACGGGAAGAACUACGAGGAGUGUGCCGUGGAGGUGAGGCCGAGGCCCUGGUGUGCCACCACCUCGAACUACGACCGCGACCACCAGUGGGGGUUCUGCAAGCACUCCAACAGCCACCGGACGUCGGCCAUCAUAUUCAAGUGUGACGAAGAUGCCGACAUCGGGUGGCCCCAGGUCUUCAGUGAGGUUCGUGGCUGUGAAGUGACCUUUGAGUGGAAGACGAAGGUGGUCUGCCCUCCGAAGAAGAUGGAGUGCAAGUUCAUCCAGAAGCACAAGACCUAUGACCUCAGGCUGCUCUCCUCUCUCACCGGCUCCUGGUUCUUUGUCCACGGUGGUGCCUCGUACUACAUCAACUUGUGUCAGAAGAUAUACAAGGGCCCCUCUGGCUGCUCGGACAGAGCCAGUAUUUGCAGGAAGACGGCCUCUGGGCAGGUGCAGGUGCUGGGGCUGGUGCACACGCAGAAGCUGGACGUUGUGGAUGAUAGAGUUGUCGUAACUUACUCAAAAGGCUAUCAGUGUGGUGAAAAUAAGACCGCAUCCACAGUGAUCGAGUUGACAUGUGCGAAGACAGUGGGCAGGCCGGCCUACAGCAGGUUUGAUAUCGACAGCUGCACCUACUACUUCCGCUGGGACACCCGGGCUGCAUGUGCGGUGAAGCCCCAGGAGGUGGAGGUGGUGAAUGGGACCAUCACCAAUCCCAUAAACGGCAAGAGCUUUAGCCUGGGAGACAUCUAUUUUAAGCUCUUCAGCGCCUCUGGGGACAUGAGAACCAACGGGGACAAGUACCUGUAUGAAAUCCAGCUCUCUUCCAUCACCAGCUCCACGAAUCCUUCGUGUUCUGGGGCUAACAUCUGCCAGCUGAAACCUAACGACCAGCACUUUAGUAGGAAGGUGGGAACUUCGGAUAAAACCAAAUACUACAUUCAAGAUGGUGACCUCGAUGUUGUGUUUGCUUCGUCCUCAAAGUGUGGCAAAGACAAGACCAAGUCUGUCUCAUCCACCAUUUUCUUCCACUGCGACCCUUUGGCAGAGAACGGGAUCCCUGAGUUCAGCCAUGAGACUGCCGACUGCCAGUACCUCUUCUCGUGGUACACCUCUGCCGUGUGUCCUCUCGGGGUGGGCUUGGAUGGCGAGAGUGCUGGAGAGAGCGGGCCAGAGCACCAGGGGCUCUCGGGGCGGAGCCAGGCCGUGGGGGCCAUUCUCAGCCUGCUGCUGGUGGCCCUGACUGGCUGUCUGCUGACCCUGCUGCUCUACAAGAAGGAACAGAGGGAAACAGUGAUGAAUAAGCUCACCGCUUGCUGUAGAAGAAGUUCAAAUGUGUCCUACAAAUACUCUAAGGUCAGCAAGGAGGAGGAGGCCGACGAGCAUGAGAGUGAGUGGCUCAUGGAGGAGAUCCAGAUGCCAGCCCCCAGACCCGGGAAGGACGGGCAGGAGAACGGCCACAUCACCACAAAGUCGGUGAAAGCCGACGCCCUCACGUCCCUGCACGGGGACGACCAGGACAGCGAGGAUGAGGUGCUGACCAUCCCCGACGUGAAGGUGCACUCUGCCCGAGGGUCCGGGGCGGAUAGCUCGCACAAGACAAGGAGCCCCCCGAGGAAGGCAGGUCGGGAGUGGGAUGAUGACAGGCUGGGGUUGGUCAGAGAGGAGAGGGCCCGGAAAGGGAAGUGCAGAGCCGGCCAGCAGAGGCCAGGGCACUCUGCCCACCCGGUGGCCUUCCAUGACGACAGCGACGAGGACCUCCUCCACGUCUAA